Molecule: messenger RNA, 720 nt
Organism: Trichomonas vaginalis G3
Lineage: Eukaryota; Parabasalia; Trichomonadida; Trichomonadidae
Product: ribosome localization
Exons: 1
Coding region: 1-720 (239 amino acids)
Biological process (GO): ribosomal subunit export from nucleus; protein import into nucleus
Cellular component (GO): nucleus; cytoplasm
Molecular function (GO): GTPase activity; GTP binding
Source: RefSeq, a predicted model, not a curated record
AUGGAAGAUUGUGUUUUCAAACCAAAGGUCAUACUUCUUGGCGACGGUGGAGUCGGAAAAACUAAAUUUAUAUCAAGAAUAAAUGUAGAUGGCAUGGUAGUGAAGAAAUAUAGACGACUUGGCAUUACAGAAUAUACAUUUCCAGUAUAUACAUCAAUUGGCAUGAUAGAAUAUAAUAUAUGGGACACAUUUGGACAAGAGAGAUUUGGUCUUCUCAGAGAUGCAUAUUAUCUUGAUGCUUCUGCUGUUAUUUUGUUCAUUGAUUUAACAAAUCGUGAUUCAUAUGUUCAUUUAGCUCGCUGGAUUCGCUUCGUUAAACAAUUAUGUCCAGAUGCAUGCGUUGUCGUCGCAGCAACGAAGAUUGACGCUCCCAAUCGAAUUCUUCCAGUUGAAAAAAUUUUAUUCCAUCAGAAACACGACUACCCAUAUAUUGAAAUAUCAUCAUCGACUAACUACAAUAUCGCCGCACUAUUUGAAGUCCUUACAAGAAAGUUAAUGGGCGAUAUGAAUAUUAUUAUUUCCAAGCCGAUCAAGCUUUGUCCACCCGAAAGCGAUAUAGAUCAAGAGGCAAUGGAGUCUUGCGAAAGAGCUCUCUCCUUGGCCCGAAAAAACAGUGUCGUAGUACCUAAUAACGUUCAACAGACUCAUAGAACCCUCGGUCCGCAUUUUAUGAACGACACAUUGGAAUUUGAAGAGGAUUUAAUCCGCGAUUUGAACUAA